Molecule: messenger RNA, 7015 nt
Organism: Opisthorchis viverrini
Lineage: Eukaryota; Metazoa; Platyhelminthes; Trematoda; Opisthorchiida; Opisthorchiidae
Exons: 26
Coding region: 1-6660 (2219 amino acids)
Biological process (GO): chromatin remodeling
Cellular component (GO): nucleus
Molecular function (GO): DNA binding; histone demethylase activity
Source: RefSeq, a predicted model, not a curated record
AUGAGUCUUGCUACACCCGCGCCCACAUUCACGCCCACCGUGGAAGAGUUUAGUGACCCUAUCAGAUAUAUCAGUAAAGUUUCCGGUGUUGCACGAAGUUACGGUAUAUUCAAAAUACGGCCUCCACAGAGUUGGCGCCCUCCAUUCUGUGCAAACCCGAGCGCAACAUUCACACCCAGAAUACAAAACCUCUCCGACUUGCAUGCGUUCAAUAGGGUUCGCACAGAAUUUACUACAUCACUUGUAAACUUCUGGGAAGCACAAAAUGUGAAAUUGUUUGCACCAUUUGUGAAAAGGAAGCUUCUUGAUCUUUAUCAGCUGUGGAAGUGUGUUCAGUCAAAAGGAGGUUUUGAGUCUGUGUGUGAGCAAAAGCUGUGGACAUGUGUGAGCCAGCAACUUGGGUUCGGCUCAAUUCCGUCGCAUGCAGCUGUCAUUUGUUCAAAGUACAAGCGAAUAUUGUAUCCCUAUGAUCGGUUUUUGGAACAACGAAAGAUGUAUGAGGAGGGAAAGUCAGCUGGUUCAGACAAGCCCAUUAGGAACGUUCCGAUUCAGAAGAAACGGCUUAAGCGCCGAAACCCCGUUUGCAUGGUCUGCAGGACUUCGAAGGACGAAGAUCGAUUACUUUUGUGUGACGGUUGUGACAGUCUUGGUAUCUGUCAUACAUAUUGCCUCCAGCCACCCUUGUCAGACAUUCCUAAAGGCGAUUGGUUUUGUCCCAGUUGUGUUGCCAAAAGAUUUAGGAGGCUGCAUCAUGAUGAAGCUUUUGGUUUCAGUUAUUCGGAUAGGCGUCGCACCCUAGCAAAGUUUGGAAACUUCGCCGAUGAAUUCAAGUCAAAGCAUUUCGGAAAACCUGCACACUUGAUUUCUCUAGACGAAGUGGAAAAAGAAUUUUGGCGAAUUAUGAGCUGCCAAAAUAGUGGUAUUACUGUUGAGUACGGAGCAGACUUGAACGCGCGCGAUUUUGGUUCUGGAUUUCCGUACAAAGGAGACCGUCAGAAUGCAGAAAGAAAGAAAUACGCUGAAUCUCCAUGGAAUUUGAAUAAUUUGCCGGUCAAUGAUCUUUCGGCGCUGCGCUUUCUGCCGUCUGAUAUAUCAGGCAUGAUUAUACCCUGGUGCUAUGUUGGGAUGGUGUUUUCUUGCUUCUGCUGGCACAUUGAGGACCAUUGGAGCUAUUCAAUAAACUACCUACACUCUGGUUCUCCGAAGACCUGGUACGGAGUACCUACUGCCUCGGCGGAUUCGUUCGAGGCUGCAAUGCGCGCCGAAGUACCAGAAUUAUUUGAGUCGUCACCAGAUCUUCUACAUCACAUGACAACCAUGCUACCGCCCGACCGACUAACGGCCCAUGGCGUGCCAGUUUAUAAGCUGGAUCAAUGCGCUGGGGAAUUUGUGGUAACAUUUCCGCGAGCCUACCAUGCUGGAUUCAAUCAGGGAUUCAACUUCGCCGAGGCAGUUAAUUUUUGCCCCGCGGAUUGGUUUGAGAUGGGACAAUAUUGCAUUGAACAUUACGCCGUGGUUCAUCGAGCGCCGGUCUUCUCCCAUGCAGAGCUUUUGUGUCGAAUGGCUGAAUCAACCGAACCGCUAAGCGUCGACUUUCUAACCGUGGUUACCAAGCAACUGAAGGAACUUUUGGCGACAGAACGAAGCCUUCGACGUCAUGUGGCACGACUGGGUGUCCGUCGUGCGGAACGCCUUGUCUUCGAGAACUCGGAAGACGAUAAGCGGGAGUGUGAUUUGUGCCACACAACGCUUUAUUUAUCUGCUCUUGCUUGCAAGUGCAGUCCAUCAAUGGUCUGUCUCGCUCAUCACCAAGCACGCACUUGCUGCCCACACGAGGAACAGAUUAUGCGCUAUCGUUACGGUCUGGAUGAGUUGUCUGAGUCUAUUGAUAAAUUGGAAGGACAACUGGAGGAGUACCGUCGUUGGAAAGUCGAUGUAGAGAGAAUAACUCAAUGGUCGAUCUCGUUUUUACCGGAUAAUAACCCUCUGUCCAACUCACUUCAAAGUUCCCCAACUCAGGAUGAAGCUGACCGUGGAGGUUUGGAUGAGGCUGGACGAAUUGGCGCAGGUCGGACCGACGGAAUAUCAGAGGAUUCGGCUCCGUCGGACGAACCCAAACCUCCUAUCGUAGGGUGUUUAGUCUCUGAUUCGCGUGAGGAUGUACAAAGUCAGUCUGAGGAAUUCCAAAAACCUAGCAUGAACCAGUUGUCUAAGCUAAUCGAGGUUGGCCAGGCACGAAAAUACCCACCCGCGGACAUUGACCCCCUGUUGAAUCUUUCACUGUUCAUCAGGGAAUGUUCUGAACUUUUGCAUAAUAUACUCCGUACUCAUGGACGUGCAAUAGAGGAUGGGUGUGUCAUAUCGAAGGUCGACGUGACAGACAGCGGCUGCAGCAGCAGCAGUCUUGUUGACGAUGGGUCAUCAGACACUGAUGCUUCCAUGGCGUCCGAUGUAGAAUCCAGUGAGAGCACGAUUGCUCCUCCUCAUUUGUCCUUUGUCACUGAUUAUUCGGCAACGGUUGGCAAAACGUCUGCAUCACCUAAGCCAGAGGCUGGGAGAUCUCCGAAGAAAACCGCACUGUGUGCUGGUAGAAAGAGGAGCUCAAAGCUCUCCUUGGAUGAGUUUUACGAGCUUAUUCAGGUCGCCUCGAAAAUAAGAGUUUUUCUACCUGAACUGGACCAACUGGAGACGUUGGGUGCUUGGAUAACCGAUUGGAGAAGUCGUGCCAGCAAAGUCAUUCAACAGUGCAAUGCCCCCGCAUUGUCUGACACCGAAGAGACGGAUGUACCAACUGUGAAUGCUGUGAAGCAGUUGUUAGAUCAGGCUGAAACGAUCCACAUGGAAUUGCCGGAAACGGUAUAUCUGAAAAGAGUAUAUGACUGCUUGGCAUGGAAGGAACAGGUCGAAACCACAUUGGCAUGCAGCAAUAAAGAAACGUCAAGCAAUGAUGAGACAGCUCCAUUGAACAAGCCAUCACUGACAGAUUUGUGCGACCUCCAGUUUCACGGGGACCUGAUAUCAGCCACCAUUGCCUAUGUCAAGACACCAGAUUCUAUGAAACUCGAGGAUGACACUCCGGAUGCGCUGCCGUCGCCGACGUUUCCGGAUAAGUCAAGGUUGGAUGUUGUUCUGAUCAACACCAGUCGGCACCUGUUGGGCAUAAUCAAAAGUGCAAAGGUCAUUGAGGAUCGACUGAUUGCAAUACAAAAUUCCAAAUCUGGAUCCUUAUCUGUUGAUGAUGUCCUAUCGGAAAUCGCUGAAGCGGAAACUUUACCCGCCCAGCUACCGAUUAUCGCGGACAUUCGAUCUAUGUGUGUUCGGGCGAAACAGUUGGAGGUUCAGUUUAAACAAAUGGAGAGACUACUGAUCGCUGUUCCUCCUGGACAGCCCUUCCCGCCUGUCGCCAUUUCAGAGGAUUUGUACGAGAAGCUCCGCAUGGGCACCGUGGAUUGUAGUGCAGAGACUUGGAAGGCCUGCGCACAAAGUUUAUUAGAUGUGGAACACCCAUUCCCGCUAAACUGUCCUCAUUUCCAGCAUGUAACCGAGAUGUUGAAUAUCCUCGUUCAGUUUCGGGACAGAUUAACCCGUCUGUUUCUGUGGCCUCAGUCAAAAAUGCACUUAUUGGAGGUCCUACUACCACGUAGCGUCCGUUCAAUAGAAAUGCUCCUAGAACUGGAUAAUGCUCGUUCCUCAGAUUCAUCAUGGAGCACCUACACAAAGCGUGGCUCUCGCAGUGCAUCGCUAAACGCGACCACAUAUUGGACAUUAUCUAAGGAAAACGCUCGCUCAUUUGCAGAAGCCGACGUGACCUGUUCCAAUGCUUCUCAGUUGUACCGAUCAGUCUACUCUGCCUUCAUCGAUUCGGAAUUAAACUUAAUGCAUCAUUUGCGAUGUUCCAACGCUUUCAAAUCCAAAUCCAAAGCACAAAAUUCAGUCACUUACUGCAUCUGCAGGAAGACUGGGUUUUCCGGUUUCAUGGUUCAGUGCGAGCUGUGUAGAGACUGGUUCCAUGGACGUUGUGUUCUCCCUCCAAAUAUGAAGGAAUCGGAAACAGACCGCCUGCGCUACAUGUGCCCCAGAUGUGAACGGUCCAUGCGUCCCGACUUGACGCAUGUGCAUGCGUUAUUGGACGAUUUGGUACGUAUUCUGCCCAUUGAGGCAACUACACAACCCACUCCCACAUCGGCUUCUACUCGGCGUCCAUUUUGUCUCCCUCGAUUACCGGAGUUCGUCGCACUACAAAUGCUGUGUGAACGGGCUGUUUCAUUUGUGCGCCGCUUGCGCAAUGUAAUACAGUCUACACCCGAGUUGUCACAAGCCGUUUGUAAAUACGAACAGUUUUCUGGUCUCAAAAUGCCCUUGUUUGGUUUCGUCGAAGAGGACGGUCAGCUCACCAAGUUGGAUGAAGCAGUAUCAAGUGAUACGAGCCAGUUACUGGGUCACCCGAUACGGACCUAUCAAUCGGCAACAAAGGCGACCGGUUCCAGGGAUAGUCAACCUCGCCGUCUGUUGUCUGGCUUGACACGGCCAGCCCGAACAACAGUUGAUUCGAAUGCGUUAGCUGAGGAAUCUGAGACGCCAUCAAGUGCUGGGGUCAUUUCACCUGAACGCUGUUGGAAAGCUGCUUCUCACAAGGAAUCUGCCGGCAACCUCACCAGCGAAGUGGCCGCUAUGACGGCUGGAUACAUGGCUUCAAGGUCGCGUACGGACUCUCAAGGCCCGGUUAGCCAAAAGACAAUCUGUUCGCUGCAGACGCAGGCUGAACGCCGAAUGCUCAUGGAGGGUCCAAGUUCACUGCAGAAGGCCGGCCCUCGAUCGAAUGCCCUAGGUGAUCCGACUUUGGUACCUCGUACUUACGAUCGUCGUUCUCCAUCUACAAGUUUGGUCACUCCCAAAGUACGUCCAUCUGCUACUGACCAGGCAAAAUACUUCUUUUGUCCACUCGCACCGGAAACACGUCAAAUUCUAGAGAAUCUAAUGAUGGAAGCUAGUCUUCUGGAAGUGAGUAUACCACAAACUCGCUGGCUGUGGCAACUUCACCUGGCAUCCGAUCCGGAGACGCCAAUUGGGGCAACACGACCUUACGUGGCUAGAAGAGAUGAACUUCGCUGGAAACGACGUCGAUUUCGACACCAAAGGCUCAUUAGACCGCCUUUCAUCUCCGCUCGUCAGGAGCGGCGGAAACGCCCACAACCUCCAGCCGACGAUACUACGCUUCAAUCUGGUGAAGGAAGCAGCAAUUCAGCAGAUAGUGAAUGUUCUGCCACUUCCAGUCCGGCAACCAUUCGUGAGGGAAAACACAUGCGUACCAAAGAUGGGGUUACCUCGGAACGGAGUCGGAGUUCAUCUGUGUCGAGUUUGAGUGCUGACCAGUCUACCAAACGAUCAGCUAAACCAAGAACGUUUCGCCGGAAUUUAUCCAGUGGUAUUUCCGAAAACCAAGAAAAUCCCUCGUCCAGACUAUCACAAACCGUCCACCGGAGACUACUCAACCGCGUAACUCGUGUCGGCUCCGCUCCUUCACGAUCCCGUUUGAGCAAGCAAGUGGGAGGUAGCUCCCGCUAUAUGUACGGAUCGACGACCUAUCGGCGGCGUUUACCUGUCACUAACAAACAGCCUGGAAAAACGUCAAAAGAAUCUAAUCCUUUUUCACCCUCUCGACCAAAUCUGAAAGUCCAGAGGAAUCGGCCUACUCACCGCUCUGUGACUACCCAACAUUCUCCGAACAGAGGCCGACCGUCCGUAGAUGUCCCGGAAGCCCGGACAUCGUCUUCUCACAGCGUCUCACACAAAUCUCACGCUCAGAAGCGGAGAGUAGCACCAUUUAAUUCGAACAAUUCAAGCCGUCGACUAAAGGGACGCCGCAUUGCUGAGCCUGGUGAUGUCCCGAAAAAACGGAAUGCUUCAAGCGCAGACGAAGAUGAAUGUGCCGCUGCUGUUUGCCAAAACCCACGUGGUGGCACGGUCGAAUGGAUUGCUUGCGAUAGUUGUGAACGUUGGUUCCACCAACUGUGUGUUGGUAUUCGCCACAAAAGCCAAGUCCCAAAGGAGUAUGCUUGUGCUCGGUGCCUCCAACGUUAUCAAGCACGUUUAGCACGUAUAAGAUACAAACAGCGUGCCCGUCUGGGUCGUCCUCACGUAACAGACCGAUCAUCUGUGGAAGAACAUCAUACAGCAUCCAUGCGAAUGCGCCAAUUUCCCAGGCGUCGCUCACUUUUGGAAAGUUGUUCUAUCCAGCGUCCGAUUGGUUGGAAUUCUUCUAGUCGUCCGGUUGGCUUUACCUCUUCUGAGAAUGCUUUCCACGAAGGUAAUGUCACAUCUACCAAUUCCGCUGCUACUGCUGUCGAAGCCAGUUCCGAAGGGGCCAGCAUGGAAACUGAUGGCGUUCAGAUUGAUCCUUGGGCCGACUACUCUCCAGACUCGGACACAGAAUUGACGGCUCACGGCAGUUCGGUUUCGGAACACAACGUGGAAGAUGCUGUCCAGCCAUUUUCCUUCCAGACGGAGCAGUAUGUACGUGCGUCCGAAGUUCAAGCCCCUUGUCAUCUUGAUUCAAAGAAUCCCACAGAAAUUCUCCUGGAAGCUAUCGAGGUGGUCAAUGCUUCUGGAGGCUCGGUCGCUCCCGCAUCUAGUGACAUAUUUUCGGGACCGACCGCAUAAUUUGUUGUUCGGUCGACGAUACAACGCGUUUUGUACAGUUCCGUUGUGACUGCCAUUACAAAUGCUAGUACUACUACAAAUGAAAAGAAGCUGGCUUAUCUGUAUAUUACAUCCGUUUAGCCCCUUUCUUGUGUACACAUGUUCUCUCCCUGAACACUGUGGUUAUUACAGUGUUGUGGAGUGAACUGUCAUCCUGUUUUUUCCUAUUAUUUUACAACUCUGGAUUCGAUAAUAUGUACGGACAUCUCUUCGGUAUUAAUACUUCGCAGUCUGUUACAUACCACCUUUUAACUUCCUAAAAGUUGAGUUUUUAAUCGCUCGAAAGUACGUCACUGGAUCGAUUCUGUUGGGCUUG